Mizuhopecten yessoensis (Yesso scallop) is the source of this 958-nucleotide messenger RNA. RefSeq lists its product as uncharacterized. Bases 105 to 857 code for a protein of 250 amino acids. NCBI's taxonomy places the organism in Eukaryota, Metazoa, Mollusca, Bivalvia, Pectinida, Pectinidae. The transcript has a single exon. The record is from RefSeq and is a predicted model, not a curated record.
AACCAGUGACGGUAGCAGUAUCGGAGUGAUCAAGACGUUAAGACAGAAUAUCGUUUCCGAACAUUGUCUGGAGUGUUGUCUGUUGAUUUUCCCAAAAAGGAGACAUGAAGUUAAGUAUAACGGUGAUGUCGUUAUGUCUUGCCCCAAUAGUAUGGGGACAGAUACUGAACCAGGGUGGCGAUACGCUACAAGUCCAUAGCAAAGCAAUACUAGACUUACAGUUAAGGUUAUCUACUGUAGAACAUCUGCGCAAUGAAGACGCACUACGCAUCGAUGAUCUUGCAAAAUGGCAGCAAAUUGACCAGAGACGUAUUGCCGACCUUGAGAAACAACAACAAAUUGAUCGCAGCCGUAUUUCUGACCUUGUAAACAAAAGAGAUGAGGACAAUCAAACCAUAGAUGACCUUGAGAAAAAGCGACAAGAUGAUCAGCAACGUAUUGGUGACCUUGAGAAACAACAACGUGUUUUUCAACGCCGUAUUGCUGACAUGGAGAAGAACGACACAGUUGGUGAUCAACGUCGUUUAACCUACCCUAAUAAACAGGAACCUCGUAGAAACUUUGACCCCCGUCAGAAAUUGCCCUUUAACUCGUUUACCAACAGUACAACACAUAUGGCUGAUGGAAGACGCGUGCCUAGCGUUAGGAAAACGAGAAGUGUUGGACUCCAUCCCAGAAAUUCCGAGUUACCAAGUCCAACGUUGGAAACAAGUAACCAAAGCAUUAAAAAACGUGUUUCCCCGAACAAUCAAGGUAUGGUGGCAUUUUAUGCUGUUCUAACACACACUAUAUCCCAAUUGUCUGAUCUUAUGGAAAUGCGUUUCGACCGUGUGAUCACUAAUAUUGGGGGUUCUUAAAGUGGAAACACGGGUACUUUCACGUGUACACAUGCGGGCGUGUAUGUGUUCUCGUGGACAGUACACGUGAAUUCUCGGUAUAUGUACACGGAACUGGUAAA